Molecule: messenger RNA, 1854 nt
Organism: Closterium sp. Naga37s-1
Lineage: Eukaryota; Viridiplantae; Streptophyta; Zygnematophyceae; Desmidiales; Closteriaceae
Source: the annotation of a GenBank genome assembly
AUGGGGGCGGAGAUUCACGUGAAGCAUCUAUCGAACGUGAAGUACUCACUGGACGUGGAUCUGACGGCCACGGUGCGUCAGCUCAAGGAGCAGCUCGUCGACAAGUCGGGCAUCGCCGUGCCGCAGCAGCGGUUAAUCUUCAAAGGACGGAUUCUCAAGGAUGACGUCACCCUCGAGAGCUGCGGCAUAGAGGCGGAUUCCACGCUGCACCUCGUCAGGGGCGGCGGGGGAGCAGCAGCGGCAGCGUCCCCCUCAUCCGCGGCGCAGCCAACUGCCGCGCAACAAGGCACAUCCGCCGCGCCCUCCGCAAACCCCUCAGCAGCAGCAGGCGCGCCCGCCGCCGGAGGCGCACAGCGCGUCCCCCCGGACCUGCUGGCAGCCGCGCUGGGCGGAGGCGGAGCCGCGGACCCCCUAGGCCUGGGCGGACUUGGCGGAAUGGGCGGGCUAGGCGGCCUUGGCGGACUUGGCGGACUGGGCGGGUUGGGCGGGCUGGGGGGGCUGGGGCUGGACAACGGUGCAGGCGGAGGCCUGCCCGGGCUGGAGCAGUUCCAACAGCAGAUGCUGCAGAACCCCGAGAUGAUCCGCGACAUGAUGAACCUGCCUGCCGUGCGCGCCCUCAUGGACAACCCCGAGGUGAUGCGCUCCAUGCUGGCCGCCAACCCGCAGAUGCAGCAGCUCAUGGAGCGCAACCCCGAGCUGGCUCACGUGCUCAACGACCCCGCCGUGCUGAGGCAGACCAUGGAGGCGGCGAGGAACCCCGAGCUCAUGCGCGAGAUGAUGCGCACGACUGACCGCGCGAUGAGCAACAUUGAGGCGAUGCCGGGCGGGUUCAACAUGCUGCGCAACAUGUACCACAACGUGCAGGAGCCGCUCAUGGAUGCUGCUACUGGGGGUGGUGGUGUGGGGGGCGCUGCAGGGAGGGGGGCGACGGGGACUGGGGGAAGUGGGGAGACGGGGGCAGGAGGGACGGAGGGGGCUGGUGGGCCGGCGAACACGGCUCCGCUGCCGAAUCCAUGGGGUGGUGGAGCAGCAGGCACUCAGCGCGCCAUGCCUGCGGGGCUCGGCGGGGGGCUACCAGGGCUGAACACAGUCAACCUGCCCUUCCCGCCCAUCGCCCUCCCGGACGUCUCCUCCGACCCGCCCGCCGUGCUGCGCUCGCUGCUCCUGCUGCACCUGCUGCUGCGCCUGCCGGGGGUGCCGCAGCAGCUGGAGGAGCGCCUGGCCGACCCUGCGUUUGUGGCGGAGGCAGUGCGGGCGAGUGCCCUGCUGCAGGGGCAGGUGGACGGCAACGAGGCGCUGCGGUCGCUGCUGGGGGAUGCCGCUGCACUGCGGGGGAUGCUGAGUGGGGAAGGGCUGGAGGGGUUGACCAGAGCGGGGGUGGCGGAGGGGCAGCUGGUUGGCAGCAUGGGCAUGGUGCGGCGCCUCAUGGGGGGCGGAGCGGCGGGGGGAGCAGCAGCAGGGGCGACUGGUGGUACGGGGGCAGCAGCAGGCGGUGCGGCAGGUGAGGUUGCAGGUGGAGCAGGGGCAGCAGGAGCAGCAGGAGCGGGAGCGGGUGGGGGGGGCGUGGGAGAUCUGGAUGCACUCAUGCGAACGCUCAUGGGGCCAGCCAUGGCUGCAGCAGCGGCAGGGGGAGGAGGCCUGGGAGGGCUGGGAGGGCUAGCUGGGUUGGGGGGGCUGGGAGGGUUGGGAGGAGGGGCGGUGCCUCCGCCAGGGGUGCCACCGGAGGAGUUUUAUGCGACGCAGCUGGGGCAGCUGAGGGACAUGGGGUUUGGCAACGAGCAGGACAACAUUGCUGCACUGAGGGCCACUGGGGGCAACGUGCAAGCAGCCAUUGAGAGGUUGCUGGGCGGGUAG